Vanessa atalanta (red admiral) is the source of this 4041-nucleotide messenger RNA. RefSeq names its product activating transcription factor 3 (gene Atf3). Gene Ontology annotation, biological process: regulation of transcription by RNA polymerase II. NCBI's taxonomy places the organism in Eukaryota, Metazoa, Arthropoda, Insecta, Lepidoptera, Nymphalidae. Gene Ontology annotation, cellular component: nucleus. The transcript has 6 exons. The coding region runs from base 709 to 1914 and encodes 401 amino acids. The record is from RefSeq and is a predicted model, not a curated record. Gene Ontology annotation, molecular function: DNA-binding transcription factor activity, RNA polymerase II-specific; RNA polymerase II cis-regulatory region sequence-specific DNA binding.
CUCUGUUUACCGCGCGGUACUGUGGCCGGCGAGCGCCUCGCACUCACGUGUGUAUCGCGAAAUCGAGUUUUCCGGCGGCUGCCGACCUGCAUUAGCAGCCUAUGGUGUUUUCCAAAAGUUUAUUGGUGCUAAUUCGUGCCGGGUGUUGAGAUAACAUUGCAGGGUCCGACGGAUAGAUCGAGCGUUCCUAUUUCGGUCCUGCUCAUAAAAAUUAUAGGUGUUUUCGGCGGAUGCGAUGAAUAAAUUUUGCAAAUCGAGUCUGUGUGUCGAAAAGGUUCGUGAGAGCUAUGUUUUGAUCGGUCGGCGUGUUGUGGCUGUGCCGGGCGGUGCGGAUGCGUUUCGGCUCGGGUUCCUGCUGCCGGUAUCUGUGAAAUUGCGACAGUGUUACCAAUUCUUGACCCUGAGGGUUCUGGAUCUCGGAGACGGAGUCGGAGCUGUAAACAAGGACUUGAUCCAGAUGCUUCACGCUGUGCCUGGCACAUGUUAAGAUAGCGUCACGUCGUUACCAACGUUACCUCCCUGUGAAGACUUCUAUUCGGAAGACUUAAGUGCCAUUGGGAACCAGUUUACCACAAUCAGUGAUAUUUAGCGUUAGGACAUAGUGAUAGUGCGUAAUCGUGAUAUAGACUUAGUGUUUAUUCGUUGACCGAUAGUUUUAGUGUGAAACGUAACCAAAAAGAAGCGAAGCUGGCUCCUUACAAGGAUAUAAUGAAUUCGUCGAGCAUAAGCUCAGCUGUGCCGACGAUUAAAUGUGAGGACACUUCCCCGUCGCCGACGGCUGCGGUGGGUACGGACGGGGAGUCGGGGGCGUAUCUAAGUGUGAACGUGAACCUCAGCGCUGCCAUGAUGAACCUCCUCGCGGCAGAGGGUGCCGGCAACACUACACUACGGACACCUGAGAUUGUUAACGAUGUCAUCACCAUGACAAAUCCUCUAGAUCAGUACAAUUACGAUAAAAAUUCUAGUUUCAAGAAUGCGAUAUGUCAAGACUCAAAUUCUUCAAUGUCUAACAGCUCCUCUGUUACUUCACCAGCAUCAGGCACUCCACCCAGCAUACAAAAGACGUGUUCGGAAUUAAUAAAGGCUGGUUUAAAGUUAUCCAUAGAGUCGAAGAGGAAGAUGUCAGGCAGCGACACAGAUGGAGGAUUCAAGCGGCUUAAGAAGGAGGAAAGCGAUGAUGACUAUGAUAGCAGUCAUACGCAAGCACCUAAAAACGAGUUAACACCUGAAGAUGAAGAGCGAAGACGACGCAGAAGAGAAAGAAAUAAAAUAGCAGCUACGAAGUGCAGGAUGAAGAAACGGGAAAGAACUGUGAAUUUGGUGAAUGAAAGUGAAGUUCUCGAAACACAAAAUAUAGACCUAAAGGCGCAAUUGAAGGAUCUCGAAGUUCAGAAACGACAGCUGAUUGACAUGUUAUCACUGCACGCGGCAUCCUGUGUCAAGAACAAUUCGAACGCGAGGACGUCGCCUUCAACACCCUACAACAUGAUUCGAACAUUUGAAUCGCCGACAACAUUCCCAGUUUCCUUCGACACCCACUCACCGUACAUACGACCAGAGUCAGCGAACAUACUCGCUUCAAGCUACACGUGUGCCACACCCAUCAACGGAGACUCCAUAGACACCAUAUCGUCACUCGAAACGACAUACUUGACUCCGCAGACAAUAGACAUCGAGUACAACAGACCGGACAGCGUCCUCAGUCUUCCUCCAAACUCUGACGCAGGUUAUAUAACCACCGAUGGUUACUUGCCGAAAACGACCACGAUUUUGGGUCCGAUGGAGCCAGAGGCGGAAUAUUAUGAAUCUGAGUUAACCUAUGUGAGUCCCCAGCAAUGCCAUAGCUACCCGAGCAACAUUCAAGACAGCCAAUCAAAACUCAGUAACAAUCUAAACGACGGCUGUCUCGUUUAGUGGCGGGCGAUAUUACAAUACGGGGUCCAAAAUUACUUUCACACGUAUACGUAUAGUUUAGACCUUGGAAUAAAAUAAUGUUUCAUCCCUUAUUAAAUCGCAUUCGUUUGAAUUUCGAUUCGCUAUUAAAGCUAGUUAUAUUUUUUGAUGUAUUAAAAGCACAUCUUUCUUGAUUUGUCACGCCAGUCGUCGGAAAGGUAUUAUUUCGAAACGAAAUCGUAUGUCUACUGUGUAGAACAACAACGUAGAGUAGGGAGCUGUAACGUAACGGUUACGUGCGUAGUAACAACUGGAUAUAUCAGAUAUUUGCCGCAAUGCGGCGUUUGCGAUGUCACAUCAUACGUUUAAUUUAUUGUUUUAAUAUUUCAAGUGUUGUGAAAUAAUAAAAAUCACCAUUACCGAGUAACAUUCAAUAGGACUGUGUAACAGUUGGUAGGUAGGUAUAUAUUUUAUUUUUACUAUAGAAUAACUAAUAUUAUCGCAUUCGUUAUAUCGUUUCGUUCGUUAAGUUCUAUAAUUUUGCUUUGAUCUGUACAAAAUAUUUAUCUAAUUAUUAGAUCUGAUUAAUUUAAUGGCGGUGCAAUUGUUGGAAAGAUUGGUUGUAAAUAUCCCUUCAAUAGCUACCUAUGUAUGUCUAGUCGCCAAUAAUGACGCCAAAUUAAAAAUACAUGCAUCACAUGAUAAUAUAUAGUAUCUUUCAGUACAAUUUAACUAAAGAUACCUCCUGUUGAAGUUCCGUAUAUUUUAUUUUACAUAGAAAUAUAUUCACAGAUUAUAUCGGGAUACUGAUAUUCCAUUGUACGUUGUUCGCGUAAGGUUAGAUGUAAGACGCUUUAACUCAGAUUAAGUCGUGAUAAUAUAACUUGUUAUCGAUAAAUUACUUAAGUUUAGAAUUAUUGCGUAUUCAGCUUACAUUACUAAUAAUUAUAAUAUAUUGCAAAAACACGCAGUGUUGAACGAAGACAACAAUGAAAGUGCCUGUUUCAAUCAUAUUCAUAAAAUCGAUUUUGAUUUUACACUCGAUAGAGUGGUUCCGAUUGCUGACCUAAAAAAAAUAACAAUUUUGUGUGCAAUAUAAGAAGACGACUUAUAACCUUUUAUAUAUUAGAAUGUCCAAUUUCAAUAUUCGAUGAUCUUGAUAUAUGUAGGUAUACAGCAGUACAAAUAUAGCGCAACGAACAAGUCAGCAAAGAUUUUAAAGAAGCCAGAUAUAAUGAAAAACAGUGCCUUUUACAACCAGUGAAACUAGUCUCUCGGCUGCCAACGUAUAACGGCAUUAAAGCAGCCAGUCGCGAAAGCAUUUAUUUUUUUAUUGUUAUUGUGAUAAACAAAAAUAUCACUUGUUCAAAAAUUAUAAUAAAGAUUUAAUUUGUUUUAUAAUUGCAAAUGGUGAAUGAAAAUGAGUACUCAGUGUAAGUGAAUACUUACGCGACCAAACAUCUAUAGGAAGCUGUCAAACCUGUGUAAUAUAGCGACAACUAAGUUAAUCCUAGUUGUCUCGCUUCGUGCGCAGGUGUGAUCGUAGCUUUACAGACGAUGUAGAAUGUGUGUUCGAUUCUGAAGAUAGUACGAUAUUAUAAAAGAGCUUGUAGAUCAUUCGCCGUUUUCAAAUGAAAAGUUUAACAGUUUGGUAGUUUUUAAAUUAAAAACAUUUAAUGAUAGUUUGUCAACUUGAUUAUAUCUCUGUUAUAGUAUGUAAAUUACUACUUUCUAAUAAAUGGAUUGUAUACCGAUGGAAUAUAUAGCGGCUGAUAGUGAACUCAUAUACCCUCGUAGUAAUCUUAUGCCUAAGAUUAACUUUGUAGGGUUUAUUUUAUUCGUAAGAUUUUUUUAUUUUACUUUCAACUUCCACAUAAAAUAUUAUCGCCGAGCACUUGGCAUUGCUUUAAAUUUCUUUUGUACAUUCUGCCCUCCUCUCUCAUGUCUAAAUUUUGAUUAAUACUAAGUCUACUUGUACGUACGUUUUUAGAAAUUCUCAAUUCAAACAAAAAGUUUUUUUCCAUCCACAAGUGCCUAUUUCCGCGUUGAAUACAAAUGAUACGAAUAUGAAACUUGAAAAAAUAAAUUGUAUAUAUUUAAGAUAUAUCUACUUUACAAAUAAUGAUAUUAAGUAUUUUGAUAUUUUGG